AUGACAAACGGUUCCUAUCUAUCUAUCUAUCUAUCUAUCUAUCAAGAACUUAGAGAGAAUUUAAUCUCUAUUUUAUACUGUUCCUCCCUCUUCCUAUCUAUCUAUCUAUCUAUCUAUCUAUCUAUCUCAGCCACUUCCUAUCUAUCUAUCUAUCUAUCUAUCUAUCUAUCUAUCUAUCUAUCUAUCUAUCAAGAACUUAGAUACUUAUGUUCAAUGAUUACUUUUCAUCUAUCUAUCUAUCUAUCUAUCUAUCUAUCUAUCUAUCUAUCUAUCUCAUUCCUAUCUAUCUAUCUAUCCUAUCUAUCUCUAUCUAUCUAUCUAUCUAUCUAUCUCAGCCCAUUCUAUCUAUCUAUCUAUCUAUCUAUCUAUCUAUCUAUCUAUCUAUCUUAUACUAGGGGUGGUAGGUUUCCGACACAACAAUCUAUCUAUCUAUCUAUCUAUCUAUCUAUCUAUCUAUCUAUCUAUCUGUUUGCUUAUAAUGUUCAUAUAUAUCUAUCUAUCUCUAUCUAUCUAUUUCUCUAUCUAUCUCAUAUUGUUCAUAUCUAUCUUAUACUGUUCCCAUAUAUCUAUCUUAUACUGUUCAUAUCUCUCUAUCUAUCUUAUACUGUUCAUCUCUAUCUACCUUAUACUGUUCAUAUCUAUCUAUCUAUCUAUCUAUCUAUCUAUCUAUCUAUCUAUCUUAUACUGUUCGUAUCUAUCUAUCUAUCUUAUACUGUUCAUAUCUAUCUAUCUAUAUAUUCAUCUAUCUGUCUCUUUAAUCUUUAUCAUACAUCUGCUUCUCUCUCUCUCUCUCUCUCAUUCUCUCUCUCUCUCUCACUCUCUCUCUCUCUCUCUGCCAUCGGAUCUUCUGUUCAUGAUCUAUCUAUCUAUCUAUCUAUCUAUCUAUCUAUCUAUCUAUCUAUAUCUAUCUAUCUAUCAUCUAUUUAUCUAUCAUCUAUUCAUGUCGAUCUAUCAUAUCUAUUUCUCUAA
Messenger RNA from Acanthosepion pharaonis, 969 nucleotides. The record is from the annotation of a GenBank genome assembly. Lineage: Eukaryota; Metazoa; Mollusca; Cephalopoda; Sepiida; Sepiidae.